CAUUUUGACCCAUAACAAUCUGCUAUUUUUUCUCGAAUUAUACGACGUGCAUUUUACUCGCCUCCGACCUCGGAGAAGAAAUCACGGCGCGACAAUGUCGACUCGAUGCAGCAUCCGCGCCAUUUGGAUCGUCAACUCGCAGGACGCCAUCGUCUUUUCCAGGAGAUUCCCGACGGUGGAGAAGAAAUGGCGUUCGGCUUGUGCUAGAGAGGUUGAUAGUUUGCAGAAUAAUGGAUACAACUUUCAGCAUAUGCUUCCGUCAGAUCUUGAAUUUGCUUCCGCCUUUUCAGAUAGGAAGAGGAGGGAAGGUUCUGCUCAAGGUUUUGGCAUCCGACUGCCACAGUCAACUCGAGGAUCUGAUUCUUGGGUUGAUGAUCCAAUCACUCGUCACAUAAUAUCACUUUCUAUCACUGGAAAAGAUGGCGAGACUGAGUCUUUGGUGUGGCCAUUAAUUCUGCAUGUAAAGGGAGGGUACUAUAUUAUCAUUUUACCUCUGGUUUUGCCUCAACAACUUAAAUUAUAUGAGAAAUUGCAUGGAAGAGCUGAUUGUGGAAGUUCGGGAUUGGAGGAGAACAACCUUUCUGCCCUUCUAUUCAAUCUUCCAUGUAUUACAGGGGCAGUUAUGGUUGCACACACUAUAGGGGACAUAAUUACUGGCGACUUUUUAGAUACUGAAGUCAUUAGUUCAUCUUCCUCCGUAGGAGGUUUGUUGGACUCAAUUACAGGUAGUAUAGGCAUAUCAGGGAUUUCAGCUAGGGCAAAACCUAUUGCAGCACCUGCUACUGCUUCAAGUACUUUAGGUGCUUCUGCUGUUAGUGUAGCAACAGAUGGCUCCAGAAACACUUCCAGACCAAUAGACAAAGAUGCACUGUACACUUUUAUCAGUAGUUCGAUACCCUUUGGUACGCCUCUUGACCUAAACUUCUCAAAUGUUUCUGCAAUCAAAACCCAAGGGUUUUCUUCUUCCGAACUACCACCUAUAGAACUCAAGCAACCUACCUGGAAGCCAUAUUUAUACAAAGGAAAACAGCGAAUAUUGUUCACAAUUCAUGAGACUAUAAAUGCAGCAAUGUAUGAUCGUGAAGAAAUAUCAGAUUCUGUUUCAAUUUCAGGGCAAGUAAACUGCAGAGCAGACUUAGAAGGACUGCCUGAUGUCUCAUUGCCUCUAAGUGGACUGAAGAAUGCUAGGGUUGAAAUAUUAUCAUUUCACCAUUGUGUUCAGGCAUCAGGGCAUGGAGAUGAUAAGCAAUCUAUAAUGUUUUCUCCACCAGUUGGGAAUUUUGCUUUGAUGUAUUAUCAGGGUUUAUGUGUUUCUGAUCCACCAGUGAAAGGUUUCUAUCAGUUAUCAAUGGUUUCAGAAGAUGAAGGUGCAUUUUUGUUCAAGUUGCGUUUGAUGGAGGGCUACAGAGCUCCCUUCUCUAUGGAGUUUUGUACUGUUCUCAUGCCUUUUCCUCAUAGGAGGGUAGCAUCAUUUGAUGGAAACCCUUCUACUGGAACAGUUUCAAUGACUGAGCAUUUCAUGGAAUGGAAAAUUGUUACAACUGGGCGUGGUAUAACUGGUAGAAGCAUUGAGGUGACAUUUUCUGGAACGAUCAAAUUUCAUCCAAGGACAACGCAAAGAGGCUUUUCGCUUCCUAGGUUUUCUAGGGAUAUAAUUGAGGAAGAUAGUGACAUCGAGGAAGACGCCUACAACAAUGCUCUAAAUAUGGAGGAAAAUUUAAUGGAAAAAAUGAGUAAGGAACUUGAGUCAGUUGAUCUGGAAGAACCUUUUUGUUGGGAAGCAUACAAUUAUGCAAAAGUAUCAUUUAAGAUUCUCGGAGGCACACUGUCUGAAAUGUCAAUAGAUUCAAAAUCUGUAAGCAUUUAUCCAGCUGUGAAAGCGCCAAUUGAGCUCUCUAUGCAGGCUUCCUCUGGAGACUACAUACUGUGGAACACUUUAGGAAGAUGUCCUUCAGCUAUUUCACCCAAAGUUCAAUGAUGCUUCCCAUAAAACUCGGAUGUACAUGAGUCAAACCCUAUAGCAGUGUGCUAUGGAUAUCAUGUGCUUAGAUUUGGUGUAUCAAAUAUUGCUUGAUAGUUUCUUGCUUUGAAAUACUUUUGAAGAAUUUUCAUCCCAAAAGCUAGCAUGAUCUUUCUUGAAUUGAAAUACUUUGAAGUGUUAGUUUUCA
Zingiber officinale is the source of this 2168-nucleotide messenger RNA. Its product is annotated as AP-5 complex subunit mu-like. Gene Ontology annotation, cellular component: lysosome; AP-type membrane coat adaptor complex; late endosome. NCBI's taxonomy places the organism in Eukaryota, Viridiplantae, Streptophyta, Magnoliopsida, Zingiberales, Zingiberaceae. The transcript has 8 exons. Gene Ontology annotation, biological process: endosomal transport. The record is from RefSeq and is a predicted model, not a curated record. Bases 95 to 1978 code for a protein of 627 amino acids.